Molecule: messenger RNA, 2228 nt
Organism: Lipotes vexillifer (Yangtze River dolphin)
Lineage: Eukaryota; Metazoa; Chordata; Mammalia; Artiodactyla; Lipotidae
Gene: MRAS
Product: muscle RAS oncogene homolog
Exons: 6
Coding region: 459-1085 (208 amino acids)
Biological process (GO): signal transduction
Cellular component (GO): membrane
Molecular function (GO): GTPase activity; GTP binding
Source: RefSeq, a predicted model, not a curated record
UGAACUGUCCACUUUAAAAGCUGGAAUUUUAUGGUAUGUGAAUUAUAUCUCAAUUUUUAAAAUAAGGAAAAAAUGACGCCGAUGGAGAGGAGUUAGAGGAACUGAAACAAUGAAAGGGAUCGCGAGUAUCGCCCGUCCCCGUCCGUCGCCUCCCUCUGAACGAACUUUAGGCCCAGGAACCGGGCACCGAGAGGGCCUGGGGGAAGCAACGCUGGGGACUGGAUCUAGGAAGAAACACGGCCCGGGAUUCGAAGGGAACGCGGUUAGGGUGGCGGGCUGGGAUCGCCUAGGUCAGGGGAGGCGUCUGCAGGCUCAGAAGUUGGCCGGACGGGAGCGGAGAUUUAAAUGCUGGAGCGCAGAGGCUCUUAAAGAGGCCCGGGCGAAUUCCCAUUCGGCGUCCACUUUAAAGCCAGCUCCACCGCGCAGAGGGUCGGACCUGGGUCUGACCUACCAGCAACAUGGCGACAAGUGCCGUCCCCAGCGACAACCUCCCCACGUACAAGCUGGUGGUGGUGGGAGACGGGGGUGUGGGCAAGAGCGCCCUCACCAUCCAGUUUUUCCAGAAGAUCUUUGUGCCUGACUAUGACCCCACCAUCGAAGACUCCUACCUGAAGCAUACAGAGAUUGACAACCAGUGGGCCAUCUUGGACGUUCUGGACACAGCCGGACAGGAGGAGUUCAGCGCCAUGCGGGAGCAGUACAUGCGCACGGGGGACGGCUUCCUCAUCGUCUUCUCGGUCACGGACAAGGCCAGCUUCGAGCACGUGGACCGCUUCCACCAGCUCAUCCUGCGCGUCAAGGACAGGGAGUCAUUUCCGAUGAUCCUUGUGGCCAACAAGGUCGAUUUGAUGCAUUUGAGGAAAAUCACCAGGGAGCAAGGAAAAGAAAUGGCCACCAAACACAAUAUUCCGUACAUAGAAACCAGUGCCAAGGACCCACCUCUCAACGUCGACAGAGCCUUCCAUGACCUGGUUAGAGUAAUUAGGCAACAGAUUCCGGAAAGGAGCCAGAAGAAGAAGAAGAAAACCAAAUGGCGGGGAGACCGGGCCACUGGCACCCACAAACCGCAGUGCGUGAUACUGUGACGGCCCGAGGCCCUGGGCACAGUGACCGGGAACUGGCCAGCCCUUGGGACCCCUCCACUGCCUAACCGCAUCGAAGACCAUUCUAACCAUGACCCUUGGCCCAAGGACUUGACACAGGAAGGGAGAGAGGGAGGGUGGGCAGGGAGGAGAUAGAGUCUGGCUUUGCUGGAAGGGCACGGGCUGCCCUGUGUCUCAGCAGCAACGAAGAGGCAACAGUAAGCAAAGCAGCAUCCAAGUCCCUGUGUUGAUGCAACCCGGUCCCGCCCCGCUCUUGGUGGCUGUGUUGUUUCUUUGAACUACAUAGUGUGGGUUUGAUGUGGAAGUGUUUCUCCACGUACAAAAACAAGCCAUGAUCACGCUUCCCCCACCCCAACCCCGGUCCACAGUGUCUGAGCUUGGGUGUCUUUUGUAGAUUUUUAAAUUAUUUUAGGGAUUAUUAUUUUAUUAAAGGGGUCUGUGCCCACUGCCUGGUGAAGUUUCAAGUCUUCAGCAGACCUCUUCUAUAACAUGUCUGGAAUAUGGUUGUUUUUUAACUGAAUUUUCCCAGCCGUGCCAAAACUCAACUCAACGUGCAAGCAGAGUGACCGAGAGACCAGAAGUUCACGGGGACCGUGGCUGGAGGCCCCAGGAGAAACAGACCCUACUCAUGGCCUACUGUAAACUGGAGAGAAGAGAGAUGUGUGUACCCAGAAGGUUUUACUGUGGUUGAGGAUGCAGAUAUUAGGGAACAAAAUUUUGUUUUGCUGAGGGGAGAGACGGGCACGUCAGUUUUAAAAGGGCUUCUCAUUACCCUGGAAAUAUAUAAAUUUUAAGUAAGUUUACUGGAGUCGCAAAAGUGUUCGUGUAUUUUUCAGGUGGUGUGGGUUAAGUUCUGUGUUCUUCGCAGCCGUGGGAUAGGGCUUUCUCCCAUCACCUGUGCUGUCUGGUGCAUCUGUUACAAACACACUGAACAGGCGUGUACGGUCUCUGCGUCGAAGUCAGCUAAUAUGGACACCAUCUGGAAAACUCUGGUUCGUGCUAAAUCUUAACCAAAAAUGAUCCAGUACUGUUCUUACUAAAACAGCACCAAGACCUGAAGCCAUUUUCCCUUUGAGUCAACUGACUCACUUCUUAAGCCCAAUAAAUGAGCAAAACCCCUUGAAA